Monodelphis domestica (gray short-tailed opossum) is the source of this 14817-nucleotide messenger RNA. It is a transcript of the gene DNAH8, whose product is annotated as dynein axonemal heavy chain 8. Gene Ontology annotation, cellular component: axonemal dynein complex. Gene Ontology annotation, biological process: microtubule-based movement. Gene Ontology annotation, molecular function: minus-end-directed microtubule motor activity; ATP binding; ATP hydrolysis activity. The record is from RefSeq and is a predicted model, not a curated record. NCBI's taxonomy places the organism in Eukaryota, Metazoa, Chordata, Mammalia, Didelphimorphia, Didelphidae.
CUUCAUUAUUAUUGGGUCCCGGUGAGAACAGGACGUGUGGUCUUCUUGUCCGCUGUAGAGCCUGCCCCGGGGUCAGAGAAAAGAGGUUAUAGCAGAAAUCAGCGAAUGGUUCUGAGGCUUAAACUAUCCUUAAGAAGAAAAAGGAAGAAUAAACAUGAGUGAAGAAGGCAAUGCCCCACCUCCUCCACCAGAAGAGGGCGCUGCACAAGGUGCUGUGCCUCCUCCUCCUGCAGAAGAGGGCGCUGCCCCGCCUCCUCCACCUCCUCCUCCUCCUCGUACUCCUCCUCCUCCUUCACCUGCUCCAGCUGAAGGUGCCCCUCCAGAAGCUGAGGCUGCUCCGCCUCCUCCUGCCCCUCCAGAAAAUGCCUCUCCCGCUCCGGUAGGGGCCCCUCCAGAAGAGGCGGGCGCCCCCGCACAGGAUGGAGGAGCCCCUGCAGAGGAGGGAGCCGCCCCUGCGAGAGAACCGGGAGAGGCUCCUUCCCAGGGCGGAGAGGCAGUGGUUAUCCCAGUAAUAGAGGAGCCCAUGGUGCUUCCAGAGGAUGAUGCCCCUGGGGGCCGCCGGCCCAGGCCCCCCAGCCGAAAGAACCCCUCCGCCGGGAAGGUCCCCUCCAUCGAAGGGUCUACGUCGUCCCGCAGACCGUCUAAGUUUUUUCGGAGUCUGAGCUGUAUCCAGGCCUUCCAGGAGACUUUGAAAGAGAAGCAGGCUCGAUUCAGGGAUGCCAGGGAGGGCCGAAGGAUGAAAAUUGAUGCUACCUGCAAACAUAUAUUUGAAGUCCUCUCAGAAAAACUUGGUUUGGACAUAACAACAAUUGAAGAAAUGGUCUUGGAUAGCCCAUCAAUGGAACCUUUUUUAAUGUUUUUUAAAAAAGACGGUCGUAAAACAUUGAAAUUUAUAUAUCAGGAAGGAGAUGCACCUGGAAUAGAAUGUGGUCGAAUAUUGACCGGAGUUGCGAAAGGAGCAAAAAUGAUGAGAUUAUAUGUAGAUGCUGCACCUGAAAAACUCAAAGGAUUAUGUUUAUUUUUUGUUCGAUGUAGUAAUGACUUUGUUGUAAGCGCAAGGAAUGUAUCUGAGGAUACUCUGUUUGGCUUUCUGGAUGCAUCUGAAGGACUCUUAGUUGGAAUAAAGAAGAUGCUGCAAAAAAUUUAUCUACCAGCUAUUAAUAUAACAACUAAUUGGGGUGCUUUAAACCAAACUAAACAAGGAGAAUCUGAAAAAUAUGCCUUCAUAGAAACCAUUAAUAGAUUCCUUUCCUUUUUAGAUGGUGCUAGAAUAAGUAUUGAGGGAACUGUAGAAUUAAAGAAGAUAGAGAAUAUUGACUUUAACAAAUUGCAGACCUUUGAGGAUGUGACAGUAGCAGCUGCUAAUUCAGAAAUGGUUCAUCAACUAGAAGAUGUACUCAUGAUAUGGUAUAAACAGAUUGAACAGGUUCUAAUUGAGAGUGAACAGAUGAGAAAAGAAGCUGAUGAUUCAGGUCCACUCACUGAAUUGGAACACUGGAAGCGCAUGUCUGCUAAAUUUAAUUUUAUUAUUGAGCAGAUUAAAGGGCCAAAUUGUAAAGCUGUCAUAAAUGUGUUAAAUAUUGCACAUUCAAAAAUAUUAAAGAACUGGCGUGAUUUAGAUGCAAGAAUUACAGAUACAGCAAAUGAAUCAAAAGAUAAUGUUAGAUAUUUGUACACACUAGAAAAAGUAUGCCAACCCCUCUACAACUAUGACCUAGUUUCUAUGGCUCAUGGAAUACAAAAUUUGAUAAAUGCUAUCAGGAUGAUUCAUAGUGUGUCAAGGUAUUAUAAUACCUCAGAAAGAAUGACCUCACUCUUUAUAAAGGUUACAAAUCAAAUGGUGACAGCAUGUAAAGCAUAUAUUACUGAUGGAGGGAUGGCUCAUGUAUGGGAUCAAGAAACACCGGUUGUAUUAAAAAAAAUUGAGGACUGCAUUUUCCUAUUCAAGGAAUAUCAGAAGUCUUUUCAUAAAACAAGAAAGCAGAUUUUGGAAGCCUCAGGGGAAAAAACAUUUGAGGUUUCAGAAAUGUACAUAUUUGGCAAAUUUGAAGCUUUCUGUAAAAGACUAGAGAAGAUUACAGAAAUGAUUACAAUCGUGCAAACAUAUUCAGCUUUGAAUAAAUCUACAAUAGAAGGAAUAGAUAUCAUGGCAAUAAAAUUCAAAAAUAUAUACCAAGGUAUUAAGAAAAAGCAAUAUAAUACUCUGGAUCCACGGAAGACAGAAUUUGAUGCUGAUUACUUAGAUUUUACAACAAAAAUCAAUGGCUUAGAGGUACAAAUACAAACCUUCAUGAACACUACUUUUGGGAGAAUCUUGUCUUCUCAACUUGCUCUUCACCUACUUCAACGAUUUCAAAAGCUAAACAUUCCUUGCCUUCAAUUAGAAAUUGCACAUACCAUUGAACGCAUUCUUCAGUUUUAUGCUGCCGAACUUGAAUCUACAAAAAAACUUUAUCUUGCUAACAAAGACGACCCUCCCCUGGCCAGAAAUAUGCCUCCUAUAGCAGGAAAGAUACUGUGGGUGAGGCAGCUCUACCGGAGAAUUAGUGAGCCAAUCAACUACUUUUUUAACAAUUCAGACAUCUUGUCAAGUCCAGAGGGUAAAGCAGUUAUUCGACAAUACAACAAAAUUUCUUAUGUCCUGGUAGAAUUUGAAGUACUCUACCAUACAGCCUGGGUCAAAGAGAUUUCACAGUUACAAUAUGCCUUACAAGCUACACUUUUCGUACGGCAUCCAGAAACUGGGAAAUUGCUGGUUAAUUUUGAUCCCAAAAUUUUAGAAAUUGUUCGAGAAACUAAGUGCAUGAUAAAGAUGAAACUAGAAGUACCAGAACAAGCAAAAAGACUGCUAAAAUUGGAAAGUACAUUAAAAGGAAAUAAACUAUAUUUGCAGGGUCUUUUGCAGUAUUAUGAUGAGCUGUGUCAGGAAGUACCUACUGUGUUUGUUAAUUUGAUGGCACCCAAAAUGAAAAAGGUAGAAUCUGUGUUGAGACAAGGAUUAACAAUAUUAACAUGGUCGUCUCUAACAUUAGGUGGUUUCUUUCAAGAAGUUGAUUCAGUUAUGAAUAUGUUUAAUCAGCUUUUAAAACAGGUUAAUGAUCUUUGUGAAAUGCAUAUUGAUGCUGUUCUAAAAGACAUGGCAAAAACAUUAUUAAUUUCUUUGCCUGAAGGUGGUGCAACCAAAGUAGACGAUAUGUUAACCCUCAAUGAGGCAUACACAAAGGAAUGGGCUGACAUAUUGAAUCACAAGAGUAGACAUGUGGAAAAAGCUGUCACAGAGCUAAUAACAAUAUUCGAGUCAAUUUAUGAAGUCAAGGAUCCUAAGAAAGCUACCAAAAAAUCAGCAGAACAACAUAAACAUGUGGCUUUUGGAGCUGAGGGAGCUGAAGGAGAGGAACAUAAAGAUGAAAACUUGAGUGAUGCCGAUGAUAAUGAAAAGGAAGAUGAAUUUAAAAAGGAAUGUAAAGAGAUAUAUGCAUAUUUUAGUCACCAAUUAUUAGACAGUCUUCAAAAAGCUACAAGGUUAUCUUUGGAUACCAUGAAAAGAAGAGUACUUGUUACAGGCACUUUUGGGCGAAAAAAAUCUGAAGACAUUAUUUCUUUUAUACAAACUGAAGUACAUCUUGCUAUUCCUAAUGUGGUAAUGAUUCCUAGUUUGGAUGAUAUUCAACAAGCCAUCAAUCGCAUGAUCCAGUUAACUCUAGAAGUGAGUAGAGGAGUGGCCCACUGGGGACAGCAGCAAGUGCGACAUGUGAAGGCAGCAGUAUCCCCAACACACGAGUCCUAUGAAGAAAUUAUUCCUGCAAGGAAGCUGAAAAAUUUUUAUCCUGGAGUUGCAGAACACAAAGACAUUGCUAAAUUGGUCCUACUUCUUUCUUCAUCAGUAAAUUCUUUAAGGAAAGCAGCCUCUGAGGCAUUGUUGGAGUUUCAGAAAUAUAAAGCUCUUUGGACAGAGGACCGAGAUGCUAAAGUUAAGGAAUUUUUGGCUAGCAAUCCUUCUCUGACAGAAAUCAGAGCAGAAAUUCUUCAUUAUGCUACAUUUGAACAAGAGAUUGAAGAGUUGAAACCUACUAUUGUUGUGGGAGCACUUGAAUUACAUACAGGUCCAAUGAAAUUAGCUUUGUCAAUUGAAGCUAAAGCCUGGAAGAUGUUGCUCUGUCGAUAUUUGAAUGAAGAAUACAAAAAGAAAAUGACUGACAUGAUAACAUUUAUAACAGAGUACUUAAAAAAAUUAUCUAGGCCCAUUCGUGACUUAGAUGAUGUCAGAUUUGCAAUGGAAGCCUUGGCCCAUAUACGUGAUAAUGAAAUACAAAUGGACAUGAUAUUAGGACCUAUUGAAGAAGCUUAUACCAUUUUAAAUAGAUUUGAAGUUGAGGUAACCAAAGAAGAAUCUGAAGCAGUUGAUACACUAAGAUACUCAUUUAACAAAUUGCAAAGCAAAGCUUGCAUGGUGCAAGAUGAACUAGUACAAGUUCAACCCAAAUUUAAAAGCAAUCUCCUUGAGUCAGUUGAAGUUUUUCGUGAAGAUGUAUCCACUUUUGCAGAACAAUAUGAACUGGAAGGGCCCAUGGUACCAAACAUAGCACCCCAGGAAGCCAGCAAUAGACUGCAGAUAUUUCAGGCAAAUUUUGAUGAUCUGUGGAGGAAAUUUGUUACAUACUCAUCUGGUGAACAACUCUUUGGAUUGCCUGUCACUGACUAUGAAGUUUUACAUAAAACCAGGAAGGAACUGAGUUUGCUGUCAAAGCUGUAUGGAUUAUAUGAUACUGUAAUGGGCAACAUAAGUGGUUAUUAUGAGAUGCUUUGGGGAGAUGUAGAUAUUGAAAAGAUUAAUCUAGAACUUCAAGAAUUCCAAAAUAGGUGCCGCAGACUUCCAAAAGGACUGAAGGAUUGGCAAGCCUAUUUGGAUCUUAAAAAAAGAAUUGAUGAUUUUAGUGAGUCAUGUCCUUUGCUAGAAAUGAUGACUAACAAAGCAAUGAAACAAAGACACUGGGAUCGAAUUGCAGAUCUAACAGGAACUACAUUUGAUAUAGAAUCGGAUUCUUUUUGUUUGAGAAAUAUUAUGGAGGCCCCACUCCUUAAACAUAAGGAUGAUAUUGAGGAUAUCUGUAUAUCAGCUAUCAAGGAAAAGGAUAUUGAAGCUAAACUUCAACUAGUAGUUGAGAACUGGACCAACCAGAAUCUGAGUUUUGCUGCGUUUAAAGGAAAAGGAGAAUUACUGUUAAAAGGAACAGAAUCAGCAGAAAUUAUUACAUUGAUGGAAGACAGUUUAAUGGUCCUAGGUUCUUUGCUGAGUAACAGGUAUAAUACUCCAUUUAAAAAGAGUAUUCAGACCUGGGUAUUUAAUCUAACAACUUCUUCAGAUAUUAUUGAAGAAUGGAUGAUUGUACAAAAUCUCUGGGUUUACCUUGAAGCUGUUUUUGUAGGUGGAGAUAUUGCAAAACAAUUACCUCAGGAAGCAAAACGUUUUCAGAAUAUUGAUAAAUCAUGGAUAAAAAUAAUGCAACGAGCUCAUGAGAAUCCUAAUGUAAUCAGUUGCUGUGUUGGAGAUGAAACUAUGGGACAACUUUUGCCUCAUUUACAUGAGCAGUUGGAAGUAUGUCAAAAGUCACUAACAGGAUAUUUAGAGAAGAAACGGCUCCUGUUUCCCAGAUUCUUCUUUGUAUCUGAUCCAGUUCUCCUGGAAAUUCUUGGACAAGCAAGUGAUUCCCAUACCAUACAACCACAUUUACCUGCAGUAUCUGAUAAUAUAAAUGAAGUGGAAUUUCACCCAAAGGAUUAUGAUAAAAUGAUGACAGUUAUAUCAAGAGAAGGAGAAAGAAUUCCAUUGGAUAAUGCAGUCAUGGCCAAAGGUCCAGUGGAGAUUUGGCUUCUAGAUUUGUUAAAAAUGCAAAUGUUUUCACUGCACAAUGUCAUUCGAGCAGCCUACUAUCAAAUUAGUGACACUGGUUUCCAACUCUUACCUUUCCUAUAUCAUUUUCCAGCCCAGGUAGGACUGCUGGGAAUUCAAAUGUUGUGGACACAUGAUGCAGAAGAGGCCUUAAAUAAUGCAAAAGAUGAUAGGAAAAUUAUGCAACAGACCAAUCAGAAGUUUUUGGAUAUUUUAAAUAGCCUCAUUAGUCAGACAACUCAUGAUCUAACCAAGUUUGAUAGAGUGAAAUUUGAAACCCUAAUUACUAUCCACGUCCACCAGAGAGAUAUUUUUGAUGACUUGGUAAAAAUGCAUAUCAAAUCAGCAACAGAUUUUGAAUGGCUAAAGCAAAGCAGAUUUUAUUUUAAGGAAGAUUUGGACCAAACUAUAGUUUCUAUCACAGAUGUUGAUUUUAUCUAUCAGAAUGAAUUUCUUGGAUGUACUGAUCGUCUAGUAAUUACUCCCCUAACAGAUAGGUGCUAUAUCACACUAGCUCAGGCUUUGGGUAUGAACAUGGGAGGAGCUCCAGCAGGACCAGCAGGAACUGGCAAAACAGAAACAACGAAAGACAUGGGACGAUGCCUAGGAAAAUAUGUGGUGGUGUUUAACUGUUCAGAUCAAAUGGAUUUUAGAGGCUUAGGACGGAUUUUCAAAGGUUUAGCACAGUCUGGCUCCUGGGGAUGCUUUGAUGAAUUUAACAGAAUUGAGUUGCCUGUAUUAUCAGUGGCAGCUCAACAGAUUUAUAUUGUUUUGACAGCAAGAAAGGAGAGAAAAAAGCAGUUUAUUUUUUCUGAUGGUGAUUGCGUUGAUUUAAAUCCAGAAUUUGGAAUCUUUCUAACAAUGAAUCCUGGAUAUGCUGGACGUCAAGAACUACCAGAAAACUUAAAAAUUCAGUUUCGAACAGUAGCUAUGAUGGUUCCUGAUAGACAGAUAAUUAUGAGAGUAAAGCUUGCAAGCUGUGGGUUUCUUGAAAAUGUCAUCUUAGCUCAGAAAUUCUAUGUUCUUUACAAACUUUGUGAGGAGCAGCUUACGAAACAGGUCCACUAUGACUUUGGUCUAAGAAAUAUCCUGUCAGUUUUGAGAACUCUUGGGGCUCAAAAAAGAGCCAGACCAGAAGACAGUGAGCUAAGCACUGUUAUGAGAGGUCUGAGAGAUAUGAACCUCUCUAAGUUGGUUGAUGAGGAUGAACCCCUUUUCCUCAGUUUAAUUAAUGACCUGUUUCCAGGAUUGCAGCUAGAUAGCAGCACCUAUAAAGACCUACAACAUGCAGUAAGUCAUCAGGUUGAAGAAGAAGGAUUAAUUAACCACCCACCCUGGAAUCUUAAACUGGUACAGUUAUAUGAGACAUCUCUAGUACGCCAUGGAUUGAUGACUCUUGGACCCAGUGGUUCUGGAAAAACAACUGUUAUAACAGUUCUGAUGAAGUCAAUGACAGAAUGUGGACGUCCUCACAGAGAGAUGCGCAUGAAUCCAAAAGCUAUUACAGCUCCUCAAAUGUUUGGCAGACUGGACACAGCAACUAAUGACUGGACAGAUGGAAUUUUUUCUACUUUAUGGAGAAAAACCUUGAAAGCUAAAAAAGGUGAAAAUAUCUUCUUGGUUUUAGAUGGACCUGUUGAUGCCAUUUGGAUUGAGAACUUGAAUUCUGUGUUGGAUGACAAUAAAACUCUCACAUUAGCCAAUGGGGAUCGAAUUCCCAUGGCUCCUAGCUGUAAACUAUUGUUUGAAGUGCACAACAUUGAGAAUGCCUCUCCUGCCACUGUUUCUAGGAUGGGUAUGGUUUACAUCAGUAGUUCUGCUCUUUCCUGGAGGCCAAUAUUACAGGCAUGGCUAAAAAAGCGCAGUUCACAGGAAGCCACUAUAUUACUUGCUCUGUACGAUAAAGUGUUUGAAGACACAUAUGUCUAUAUGAACCUAAAUCUUCAACCAAAAAUGCAACUCUUAGAGUGUAACUACAUUAUGCAGUCCCUCAAUCUUCUAGAAGGUUUAAUUCCUUCCAAGGAAGAAGGUGGUAUUGCUUCUAGUGAACAUCUCGAGAAAUUAUUUGUGUUUGGCCUCAUGUGGAGUUUAGGAGCCCUUUUGGAGUUGGAUAACAGAGAAAAGCUUGAAGCCUUUUUGAGAAAACAUUCAAGCAAAAUAAGUUUGCCAGAUAUUUCUGAAGAAACUAAUCAAACGAUGUAUGAAUUUUUUGUCACUGAUUAUGGUGACUGGGAGCAUUGGAACAAAAAAGUUGAGCCAUAUAUUUAUCCAACUGAUAGUAUUCCAGAAUAUUUAUCAAUUUUGGUUCCAAAUGUUGAUAAUGUUAGAUCUAGUUUUUUGAUGGAUACAAUAGCAAAGCAACACAAAGCAGUUUUGCUCAUAGGAGAACAGGGAACAGCAAAAACUGUCAUGAUUAAAGGUUAUAUGAAAAAGUAUGAUCCUGAAGCACAGUUAUCUAAAUCACUAAACUUUUCAUCUGCCACAGAACCAAUGAUGUUUCAGAGAACGAUUGAAAGCUAUGUGGAUAAGCGAAUGGGAAGCACAUAUGGACCACCAGGAGGGAGAAAAAUGACUGUAUUUAUUGAUGAUAUUAAUAUGCCAAUAAUUAAUGAAUGGGGAGAUCAGGUAACUAAUGAGAUUGUACGACAGAUGAUGGAAAUGGAAGGAAUGUAUAGCUUGGAUAAACCUGGAGACUUCACUACAAUUGUUGAUGUACAGAUAAUAGCAGCAAUGAUACAUCCAGGAGGGGGUCGAAAUGAUAUACCACAACGUUUGAAAAGGCAGUUUACUGUAUUUAAUUGCACAUUGCCAUCAAAUGCAUCAAUAGACAAAAUAUUUGGAGUAAUUGGCUGUGGUUACUUUGAUGCUUGUAGACGUUUCAGGCCUGAAAUAAGUGAUAUGAUAAUGAAAUUAGUUUCAGCUGGUAGAAUACUGUGGCAAUGGACUAAGGUAAAAAUGCUGCCAACUCCAUCAAAGUUUCAUUAUAUCUUCAAUCUUCGAGAUCUCUCCAGAAUUUGGCAAGGAAUGUUAACUAUAAAAGCAGAUGAAUGCAACUCACUUUCUAUCCUUCUGUCACUUUUCAAACAUGAGUGCAACAGAGUAAUUGCAGACAGAUUCAUUUGCUUUGAAGAUGAAAUGUGGUUUAAUGGACAAAUUAGUCGAGUAAUUGACGAACACGUUGACCCAGAUGCAGUAUCAUUACUUCUUCCAGAACCAUACUUUGUAGAUUUUCUCCGUGAUAUGCCUGAACCUACUGGUGAUGAACCUGAAGAUGCUGUAUUUGAAGUACCCAAAAUCUAUGAAUUGGUACCAAGUUAUGAAUUUCUGGCUGAAAAACUAAUGUUUUAUCAGAGACAGUUCAAUGAACUUAUUAGAGGAACAUCUCUUGAUCUGGUGUUUUUUAAAGAUGCAAUGACUCAUCUUAUUAAGAUCUCACGCAUAAUCCGGACAUCAUGUGGAAAUGCCCUGCUUGUAGGUGUUGGGGGUUCAGGAAAGCAAAGUCUUUCAAGGCUGUCCUCCUUUAUAGCUGGAUAUCGGAUAUUCCAGAUAACUUUGACUAGGUCCUAUAAUGUGAAUAAUCUGACAGAUGACUUGAAGGGAUUGUACCAGAUUGCUGGAGCUGAAGGAAAAGGAAUCACUUUUAUCUUUACUGACAAUGAAAUAAAAGAUGAGGCAUUUCUGGAAUAUCUUAACAACUUGCUAUCUUCUGGAGAGAUCUCUAAUUUAUUUGCUCGGGAUGAGUUAGAUGAGAUUACCCAAGGACUAAUAUCAGUGAUGAAAAGGGAAAUGCCUCGUCACCCUCCUACCUUUGAUAAUCUUUAUGAGUAUUUCAUAACAAGAUCACGGAAGAAUUUGCAUGUUGUUCUCUGCUUUUCUCCGGUUGGUGAGAAGUUUCGUGCACGUUCUUUGAAAUUCCCUGGCCUCAUCUCAGGUUGUACUAUGGAUUGGUUCAGUCGCUGGCCUAGGGAGGCUUUGGUUGCUGUAGCCUCCUAUUUCCUUUUGGAGUAUAAUAUUGUCUGUUCUAAUGAAACUAAAAAACAAGUUGUAGAAACAAUGGGCCUCUUUCAUGACAUGGUUUCAGAAGGCUGUGAAAAUUACUUCCAAAGGUAUAGGCGAAGAGCACAUGUGACUCCCAAAUCUUAUCUCUCUUUCAUAAAUGGCUAUAAAAAUAUCUAUGCUGAAAAAUUGAAAUACAUUAAUGAUCAAGCCGAACGAAUGAACAUAGGGCUAAGUAAGCUGAUGGAGGCAAGUGAAUCUGUUGCUCAUCUAUCACUAGAUCUUGCAGUAAAGGAAAAGGAAUUAGCAGUGGCUUCUGUAAAGGCAGAUGAAGUGCUAGCGGAAGUCACUGUAAGUGCCCAAGCAUCAGCCAAGGUGAAAAAUGAAGUUCAGGAGGUGAAAGACAAAGCCCAAAAAAUUGUAGAUGAAAUUGAUUCUGAGAAAGUGAAGGCUGAGACCAAGCUAGAGGCAGCCAAGCCAGCUUUAGAAGAGGCAGAAGCAGCCUUGAAUACUAUCAAACCAAAUGAUAUUGCCACUGUUAGGAAGCUGGCGAAACCUCCUCAUCUUAUUAUGAGAAUCAUGGAUUGCUGUCUAUUACUGUUCCAAAAGAAGAUUGAUCCUGUCACAAUGGAUCCUGAAAAGCCUUGUGUUAAACCAUCCUGGGCAGAGUCUUUGAAAUUGAUGAGUGCGGCUGGAUUCUUAUACAGCCUCCAGCAGUUCCCUAAGGACACUAUUAAUGAAGAGACAGUGGAGCUACUACAGCCAUAUUUUAAUAUGGAAGAUUAUACUCUUGAGAAUGGUAAAAAGGUCUGCGGUAAUGUUGCUGGUUUGCUGUCUUGGACCCUUGCUAUGGCAACUUUUUUUGGAAUUAACAAGGAGGUGUUGCCUCUGAAGGCUAAUUUGGCAAAGCAAGAAGGACGCUUGGCAGUGGCUAAUGCUGAAUUAGGGAAGGCCCAGGCAUUGCUAGAUGAAAAGCAAGCAGAGUUAGAUAAAGUGCAAGCAAAAUUUGAUGAAGCCAUGAAUGAGAAAAUGGAUUUAUUGAAUGAUGCAGAGUCAUGUCGGAAUAAAAUGCAGGCUGCAUCAACCCUUAUUGAUGGACUGAGUGGUGAAAAAGUCAGAUGGACUCAGCAAAGCAAAGAAUUCAAAGCUCAGACUAACAGACUUGUAGGAGAUGUGCUGCUGUGUACUGGUUUCCUAUCCUACCUUGGUCCUUUCAAUCAGAGCUUUAGGACCUUUUUGCUUAAAGAACAAUGGGAAGUUGAAAUGAGAAUUCGGAAAAUUCCAUUCACUGAAAACUUAAACCUGAUUUCCAUGUUGGUGGAUCCUCCAACAAUUGGUGAAUGGGGACUACAGGGACUGCCUGGAGAUGACCUCUCAAUUCAAAAUGGUAUCAUUGUGACUAAGGCAACCCGAUAUCCACUGUUGAUAGACCCUCAAACUCAAGGCAAAACUUGGAUUAAAUCAAAAGAAAAAGAUUUUGAUUUACAGGUGACAUCUCUGAAUCAUAAAUAUUUCCGAAAUCACUUAGAGGACUCCCUUUCUUUGGGACGACCCUUACUCAUUGAGGAUAUACGUGAAGAAUUGGAUCCAGCUCUCGAUAACGUAUUGGAAAAGAAUUUCAUUAAAUCAGGAACCACCUUCAAGGUCAAGGUUGGUGACAAAGAAUGUGAAAUCAUGGAUACAUUUAAACUUUAUAUAACAACUAAGCUUCCAAACCCUGCAUUCACACCUGAGAUUAAUGCUAAAACAUCAGUCAUUGAUUUUACUGUUACAAUGAAAGGACUUGAGAAUCAGUUACUGAGAAGAGUAAUUCUUACAGAGAAACAGGAACUGGAGUCAGAGAGAGUUAAACUUAUGGAAGAUGUUACUUUUAAUAAGAGGAAGAUGAAGGAACUAGAAGAUAACUUACUGUAUAAACUAAGUGCAACAAAAGGUUCCUUGGUGGAUGAUGAAUCUCUCAUUGGGGUUCUCAAAACAACCAAGCAAACAGCUGCUGAAGUAAGUGAAAAGUUACAUGUGGCAGCUGAAACAGAGAUCAAAAUUAACACUGCUCAGGAAGAGUUUCGGCCAGCUGCUACACGAGGAAGCAUUCUCUACUUUCUUAUCACAGAAAUGAGUAUGGUCAAUAUCAUGUACCAGACAUCCUUGGCACAAUUCUUGAAGUUAUUUGAUCAAUCCAUGGCCAGGUCUGAGAAGUCUCCUUUGCCUCAGAAGAGAAUUGUAAAUAUUAUUGAAUUUCUGACUUUUGAAGUUUUUGUAUACUCAGUCAGAGGCCUAUAUGAAAACCAUAAAUUCCUUUUUGUCCUCCUUAUGACCUUAAAAAUUGAUCUUCAAAGAGGAACAGUUAAACAUAAAGAAUUUCAGGCCCUUAUUAAAGGAGGAGCAGCCUUGGAUCUCAAAGCUUGUCCUCCCAAACCCUUUAGAUGGAUUCUUGAUAUGACCUGGCUAAAUCUUGUGGAACUGAGUAAAUUACCUCAAUUUGCAGAAAUUAUGAAUCAGAUAGCGCGUAAUGAGAAGGGUUGGAAAAACUGGUUUGAUAAAGAUACACCCGAGGAGGAAAUCAUUCCUGAUGGAUACAAUGAUUCCCUAGAUACUUGCCGGAAACUUUUGCUUAUCAGGUCCUGGUGCCCAGAUCGUACCAUUUUUCAAGCAAGAAAAUACAUUGCAGAUUCAUUAGAAGAGAAAUAUACAGAACCAGUUAUCUUAAACCUUGAGAAAACAUGGGAAGAAAGUGACACACGAACCCCUCUCAUAUGUUUCCUGUCUAUGGGGUCUGAUCCAACCAAUCAGAUUGAUGCACUUGCUAAAAAACUUAAACUGGAAUGCAGAACAAUCUCUAUGGGCCAAGGACAAGAAGUGCAUGCUCGUAAACUGGUAUCAUUGUCAAUGCAGCAGGGCGGCUGGGUAUUGCUUCAGAAUUGUCACCUUGGUCUAGAGUUCAUGGAAGAAUUAUUAGAAACCCUGCUAACCGUGGAAGCUAAUAAUGAGACUUUCCGAGUCUGGAUAACCACUGAAGCACAUGAUAAAUUUCCAAUCACAUUGCUACAGACUUCUAUAAAGUUCACUAAUGAACCACCCCAAGGAGUACGUGCAGGUUUGAAAAGAACGUUUGCUGGGAUUAAUCAAGACCUCCUUGACGUUAGCAAUUUGCCCAUGUGGAAACCGAUGCUGUACACUGUGGCAUUUUUACACUCCACUGUACAGGAACGACGCAAGUUUGGUCCCUUAGGAUGGAAUAUUCCCUAUGAGUUCAAUUCAGCUGACUUUUCAGCCAGUGUUCAGUUUAUACAGAACCACCUUGAUGAAUGUGAUAUCAAGAAAGGAGUAUCAUGGACUACAGUUCGCUAUAUGAUUGGAGAAGUACAAUAUGGAGGCAGAGUCACAGAUGAUUUUGACAAACGUCUACUUAAUUGCUUUGCUAGAGUUUGGUUCAGUGAAAAGAUGUUUGAACCAACAUUUUGUUUUUAUACGGGUUAUAAAAUCCCAGUAUGCAAGACCUUAGAACAAUACUUUGAAUAUAUACAGUCACUUCCUUCAAUGGACAAUCCUGAAGUUUUUGGCCUCCAUCCUAAUGCUGAUAUCACGUAUCAAAGUAGCACUGCUUCUGGUGUUCUGGAUACUAUUACCAACAUUCAACCAAAAGAAAGUGGAGGAGGAGCAGGAGAAACUCGGGAAGCUAUUGUUUACAGACUAGCUGAAGAUAUGCUCAGCAAACUGCCACCUAAUUAUAUACCCCAUGAAGUGAAAGCUCGCCUGGUAAAGAUGGGACAUCUUAACUCUAUGAAUAUAUUCCUUAGACAAGAAAUUGACAGGAUGCAAAAAGUUAUCACGAGGCUUAGGUCAAGCCUAAGUGAUUUAAAAUUAGCCAUUGAAGGGACUAUCAUCAUGAGUGAGAAUUUGAGAGACGCUCUUGAUAACAUGUAUGAUGCUCGUAUUCCUGCAUUAUGGAGAAGAAUUUCCUGGGAUUCUUCAACACUUGGGUUCUGGUUUACUGAACUUCUAGAAAGAAAUUCUCAAUUUGCUGUCUGGAUAUUUGAAGGAAGACCAAAUGUAUUUUGGAUGACUGGUUUCUUUAAUCCCCAAGGAUUCCUCACAGCGAUGCGGCAAGAAGUAACUCGAGCCCACAAGGGAUGGGCGCUGGAUACAGUGACAAUCCACAAUGAUGUGCUGAGGCAAACCAAAGAAGAGAUCACAGUGCCACCCGUGGAAGGAGUGUACAUUUAUGGUCUGUAUUUGGAUGGAGCUGCCUGGGACAGGAGGAAUGGGAAACUUACAGAAUCAACUCCAAAAGUGCUCUUCACCCAGCUUCCAGUGUUGCACAUAUUUGCCAUUAACUCCACAAGUCCCAAGGAUCCCAAACUCUACGUGUGCCCUAUUUACAAGAAACCUCGGAGAACGGACCUAACCUUCAUCACAGUGGUAUACCUGAGGACCAUCCUGUCCCCGGACCACUGGAUUCUGAGAGGAGUGGCUCUUUUGUGUGACAUCAAAUAAAUUCUGAUCCAGCCACAGCAAGGUCCUAUCCCUGCUGAUGGCAUUGAACCAUACGAAUCCCCAGUUCUAUUGAUUUUCUUUAGGGAAUGUGGCAUCUUUUAUUUAGAAUUAUGAUAAAUGAGCUUGUUUCCUCCUCUAGGAUUUCUUUAUUGCAUUUUUGAAAUGCCAUUUUGAUUGGUUGCAUCCUGUAUUCUUAUUUUUUCCAGAGAUAAUAUUCAACAUGCAGAUUCUAACUUUGAUCCUUUUAUUUCUAAAAAUCAGUGGAGGCAUUCAUUUUACUAUAAUGAGUUUUAUAAAGAUGAAUCUGUCUUUAUCUUAGAGGAUUUAUAAAGUGACUUGAAAGAACUAAAAACCAGGUAAUGACUUGUUCAGUUCCAAAAUUAAUUUUUCCCAUACAAAUUUUUCCUUUAAAUAAAAACAAUUUAUUGUUUAUGCCA